ACAUAAAUAGAUACACCUGUGCAUAAGGAAGUAACACAAAGAUGGCAGGUUACAAGGACAUUGCAAAUGACAGGUCAACUUCUCAGGGACCUUUGCUCCGCUAUAUUAAUGCAACGGUUGUUAACAGCAGCAGUGUUAAUUAUGGCCCCACAACUGAGAGUGUCCUACCAGUAGCGUCGAAUGACAAGGCCCAAGAUGUUGUCGCCUUUGGAGCUAUUGCCUUGAUAAUGUACAUCGUCAUCUUUGUUGCUCUACAUUACCUUUUUAAGAGGUUUUGCAAAGGCCAGAAAGUGAUUGGAUCCCAACGACAAAUAAACGCAGGAUUACUUCAGAGUCAUGCCGAAAAAUUUAAGACCGAUGACAAUCCAACCUCAGAGAUCGAGCAACUGUAGCUCGUAGAAGAUUGUCAACAUCAAAACCAACAACAGAUGUCAGCUGCAAAGAAUAAUAAUAUCUUAUUUAUUACGUAUUUUGUUUUAAAAUGGGUACCACAUAGCCUUAUCAUCUUUGUUGUUUUGGUUGGUUUGUUGAUGUUCCUGUUUUAAUUCCAAAUAUUUCAAUUUUGUAUAAUUGCUGCCAAUUACGCUGUUAUUGUCAGCUUUCAACUUUAAAUUACACGUUUGCAAAAUAAAUCAUUGUGAAAUGAAGCUCAGAUUAAACGUUUUGAU
Dreissena polymorpha is the source of this 668-nucleotide messenger RNA. RefSeq lists its product as uncharacterized. NCBI's taxonomy places the organism in Eukaryota, Metazoa, Mollusca, Bivalvia, Myida, Dreissenidae. Bases 42 to 392 code for a protein of 116 amino acids. The record is from RefSeq and is a predicted model, not a curated record. The transcript is spliced from 4 exons.